AUGGGGCUCACUCUCGUUCUCCUCGUUUUUCUCGCAUCCGCAAACGCCACUCUCCGGACUUGGAACGCAUCAAUUAUUUCCGCUCUGGAAAGCGGAGACCUUCAACUUGCGGAUGUCGAUCUUACCCCCCUUACUUGCAGGUGGACCAACUGCAACGAGGUAUGCCCUCCAGGUUACGUUCCUGUUCCGCGGCAAGGUGGUGCUCCAAACGAGAAGAUGUGGGAUCAUACCCACUGUGGAGGCGUUGGCCAGCAGCUGUUCUGCUGCCCCAGUGAGAUCCAACAACCAACAUGCACUUGGCGCGGGCAUAGGAACACCGGGUACUGCGGGGUUUCUGGCUGUCCUCCCGGUGAGGUUGAGGUUGGCAGCCUGACCGUAGGAUGUAAGGAGUCUCAUCAACGCGCAUGCUGCUUUGGCAGCUUAGGAGUAGCUGCAUACGGUCAAUGCAAAUGGUACGGCACGGCGUCACGUUGUUCUGCGUCUGGGAAACAUGCGGCUUGCGGCAAAGACUUCCCGGACUUCAUCUUCGCAGCAAGCGCUGGAUUUGGCGGAGAACAGACGUGCAGAUCAGGCAAGUCACUCCGUAUUGCCCUUGGCAUUCCUUCCCCGUUCAAGAACUGUGCCUGGUAUAGGAAGGAUACCCAUCUUCUUGGCGAUGACACCUGCGAAACAUCCUGUCCUCCAGGCCACAUCAAGCUUGGUAUGCAGCGAGAUGAUUGCGAAGCCGGAGAGAAAGCGUACUGUUGUGCGGGAGACACGCCGCCGCCGCCGCCUCCACCUCCACCUCCACCUCCACCUCCACCUCCACCUCCUUCUCCCCCUCCUCCCCCUCCUGAAGAGCCGGAAUGGAUUAAGAGAGUUGCCGAUUUUGCGCGGGCAGCCCAAUUCUAUAUACAGCGCCGUGGAAGUAAGGAGUGCCCGCCGAGCAAGUGGCCACCCCUAAAAGAUUGGGAAAGGCCUCCCUCAACGCAUCUUACCGCAAAUCCGGGACUCGAUGAAGUCACUCAGCCUUUUUCCGCCGCAGCAACACUGGGUGAACAGUGCGAGAGCUCCUGGAAGAUGCUUGCUGUAUUCCUGCUACGCAUGCUGCAAACAUACACGCAGACCAGAACAGAAGAGGAGCGCCAAAUGCUCGAUAUCUACGAAAGGGAAAUCGCCCGAGGUCAGCGUGGCAUAUCGUACUCAGACCUCCAUAGUUACCUGGAGCGCCAUCCACUGGCCAACCCUUCUGCUCUCAUAGAGGAAGUGCUCUUCGAUCCGGAAGCUUGGAGCGCGAAGAAGAAGGUCAUGGACCGCUUAGAGACAAAGAUCUGCGUCUUCCCCGGACAGGCAAUGUCAGAAAUCGGGGCGGAUAGCCCAGAUCCCAUGCACUCCGCGAACGGUACAACAACUCAAAAUAGGUCCACCUGGCUUGAACCUAGAUAUAUCGACUCUAGGCAAGAUAUCCCACACAAUUGGCAUGGUUAUUAUCCCACAUUUGGAAUGAUCAUCUCGGGCAUUUUACGAGGCGAGCAUCUCCCAAUUGUCACCGAUUCUUAUCUCCCCCUGACCAAAUUCCUAGGAGAUUUGAGCUUACAUUAUGCUAUGUUCGCUCAUUACACCGGCACUGAGGCGGGCCGACCUUCAGGGCCAAUGAUUGAGUUGGCUUACUGGAUAGGCCCUACGCCUGGACAGUGGGACGAGGAAAUCGAGGAACGUCAUCACCUUGAGUGGUAUCGAGACCGCCGAGAGGAGACGCGUGCUCGAUGGGUAGUACUUCAUCUCCACUUUGAUGAAUCGCCAGCUAAUAUGCAAUACCUCUUCCGUGACGCCACUAUUGGCGGAACCCAGCGCACAAUUGUUGGUAUUUCCGCGAUCUCCAUGUUCCACGCCACUUUCGCGAGAUCUUAUCGACAUAAUUGGUGGGUGGUAGAUGGUAACGAUCGGUGGGCGAACGGAUACAGCACUGGAUACAACCGUCGCUCAGUCCUCAGCUGCCCUGGGACAUCAUCAGACCCACAAGCUCCGCCUCGUUCUCUCAUGUAUGCCGGUGCAAUCAACUGGGUCCCUGAGUCUGGCCACCUGGCAGAAAGAAACUUUGCGGAGCUGCUUACUAACCUCUUCAACAAUGGUCCUCUCCGGGGAAAUAUCUUUUCACGGAUCAUGACCCAGCCAGUCGCUUUCAGAACCCCUAGCGUGGCACCUUUUACCAUUGAGAUUGCACCAGGAGAACCGGUAAGCGGCUUCAAUACCGUGACAUUACCUAAUAGCAUCCACGACAACAUAAGAAACUGCCCGUGGAACUUGCCUUUCCAGCCCGUGCUUCAACCCGACGGAUCCAUGGGGGUCAAUCACAGAAUUCCAAGACCGCCCGAUCGGCCUUGA
This is a messenger RNA of Trematosphaeria pertusa, 2364 nucleotides long. RefSeq lists its product as uncharacterized. The transcript has 6 exons. The record is from RefSeq and is a predicted model, not a curated record. Lineage: Eukaryota; Fungi; Ascomycota; Dothideomycetes; Pleosporales; Trematosphaeriaceae. The coding region runs from base 1 to 2364 and encodes 787 amino acids.